GAGAGUUUACUUACACAUAGAGAGAGAUAAAUACAUCAUAUAUAUAUAUAUAUAUAUAGAUGAAUAUAUAGAUAGAGAGAGAAAUACACCACCGAUAGACGAAGAAGCAACACAUCGGCAUUACAGAGUUCCCCCAAAUCUCCACCUAAACUUAUCGGUUUCGAAACCCUACGAAUUUCUUCCCUUAUCUUCCGCCAUAUUUUACCGGAGGUUUCGUCAAACUUUAGCAAAACUUUGAGCUUCAGACAACAAAAAGAUAGAGAAUGUCACAUGUAUUCAGUGAAGAUCUGAGCCCGAUCGACUCAUCGACGCGAUUCUUGAAAGCUUAAAUGUACCGAUUCUUUAACUGUUUGCCACCGAUCCUUCUGGUUUUUCAGAUUUUGAGGUGCGAUCUAAGAUCUGAAGUGAUAUUGCAGGUAUUAAGUGGAAUGUAAUUUGCAUGGGGUGACGAUGCCAGAGUUGCGAAGUGGAGCCCGAAGGUCGAAACGGCUUGGUGAUCUUCAGCCUGCCCCUCAACCAGCCGAUCAGGCAGAAAAUUGGCUCCUGCCUACUCAAAACAGAACCAGGAGGAGAGUUGGGGGAGGAAGAGGAAGGGGUUCUAAUGCCAACGCUGUAGCGAAAGGACCUUCAACAGCAUUACCUGUGAGACCAACUACUGCUGGUAGAGGUAGGGGAAUUAGGUUGAUAGAUUUAGACCCAGAGCCACCUUGUGAGGUUCUUCCUGAAGUUGCUGCUAUAGGGGCCGGCGAACCAGUUUUUAAUCGAGUGGAGGGGGUUGCGGAUAGGGAUAUUGCGAUGGAGGGUGGAAGCGGGGACAAAGUAAUAGGAGUUGAAGAAGAAGCAAGCACAACUCCUGUGCCUGAAAGGGUACAAGUGGGUAAUUCUCCUCUAUAUAAGAUAGAAAGGAAGUUGGGGAAGGGUGGUUUUGGCCAAGUUUAUGUUGGCAAAAGGGUAAACGGUGGCACUGAAAGAACAGGACCAGAUGCGGUUGAGGUUGCAUUGAAGUUUGAACAUCGGAACAGUAAAGGUUGCAACUAUGGCCCUCCUUAUGAGUGGCAAGUGUACAACACUUUGAAUGGAUGUUAUGGAAUUCCAUGGGUUCACUUCAAGGGUCGCCAAGGAGAUUUUUACAUUCUGGUCAUGGACAUGCUUGGGCCCAGUCUUUGGGAUGUGUGGAAUUCUUUAGGCCAGUCGAUGUCACCAAAUAUGGUGGCUUGCAUUGCUGUGGAGGCAAUAUCAAUUCUUGAAAAGCUUCACUUAAAGGGGUUUGUGCAUGGAGAUGUGAAACCAGAAAAUUUUCUACUUGGCCAACCUGGAUCUGCUGAUGAGAAGAAGCUUUAUCUUAUUGAUCUUGGUUUGGCUUCUAGAUGGAAAGAUUCAUCAUCUGGUCAGCACGUUGAAUAUGAUCAGCGGCCUGAUAUAUUCAGGGGUACAAUAAGAUAUGCAAGUGUACAUGCGCAUUUAGGUCGGACAGGAAGCAGAAGGGAUGAUCUCGAGUCAUUGGCAUACACAUUGAUAUUUCUUAUUAAAGGAAGGCUACCAUGGCAGGGCUAUCAGGGAGACAACAAGAGCUUUCUUGUUUGUAAAAAGAAAAUGGCGACAUCGCCAGAGUUGAUGUGCUGCUUUUGUCCUGCUCCAUUUAAACAGUUCCUUGAAGCCGUAACGAAUAUGAGGUUUGAUGAGGAGCCCAAUUAUUCCAAGCUUAUAUCAUUUUUUGAAAGUCUGAUUGAACCGUGCACGCCUUUGAGACCAAUUAGAAUUGAUGGAGCUCUCAAGGUUGGGCAAAAGCGGGGGAGAUUGCUUAUAAAUUUGGAAGAAGAUGAACAACCAAAGAAGAAAGUACGACUAGGUAGUCCUGCUACACAGUGGAUUUCAGUUUAUAAUGCACGACGUCCCAUGAAGCAGCGAUAUCACUACAAUGUUGCAGACUCAAGGCUGCGUCAGCAUGUAGAGAAGGGUAAUGAAGAUGGACUGUAUAUCAGCUGUGUAGCUUCGUCAACAAAUCUUUGGGCCUUAAUCAUGGAUGCAGGAACAGGUUUCUGUUCCCAGGUUUAUGAACUUUCUGCUGUUUUCCUGCACAAGGAUUGGAUUAUGGAACAGUGGGAAAAGAAUUAUUACAUCAGCUCAAUAGCUGGUGCAAGUAAUGGGAGUUCCUUGGUUGUUAUGUCUAAAGGAACUCCUUACACCCAGCAGUCAUACAAAGUGAGUGAAUCUUUUCCUUUCAAGUGGAUUAAUAAAAAAUGGAAGGAAGGUUUCCAUGUCACAUCCAUGACAACUGCUGGCAGUCGCUGGGGGGUAGUAAUGUCUAGGAACUCCGGAUAUUCCGAACAGGUUGUGGAGCUUGAUUUUCUGUACCCAAGUGAAGGAAUACACCGACGAUGGGAAAGUGGUUAUAGGAUAACUUCUAUGGCUGCUACUGCUGAUCAAGCAGCCUUUAUACUGAGUAUACCAAAACGUAAGAUGAUGGAUGAGACCCAAGAAACUCUGCGUACAUCUGCCUUCCCAAGCACCCAUGUAAAGGAGAAGUGGUCCAAGAAUCUCUACAUUGCAUCAAUUUGUUAUGGUCGAACUGUUUGCUAAUGGGUGGUGGAGUUGCACCCCCUUUUUUUCCGUCUAGAAAGAAUUUGAAGUUUGAAAGCUGAGAGAGACUUUAUUUCAGACUCUUGUUUUUUGUUGCGUGAGCUAGCUCUCUCCCGAAAUAGAAAGAAAAUCGAAGCUUCUCAUGUAAGAUCUCUACUUUAUGCUUUCUGUAAAAAAAAAAAAUAAUAAAAAAAAUGACAAAAAUAUAUAUAUAUAUAUAUCAAAAUUUGGAGUUGCCCAAGCUUCGUGACCCAACAGACAUGAGCUUGUAGAGACAACAGUGUGUCGGAAGACCUUUUAAAAAAUAUAUAUAUAUAAAUUACAUUUGAGAGUAAGUAACCAGGGAUUUGCAGCCAAGUUAUGGUUUCAUAGCUGCCAUUGUACUCUUAAAUUUUUUAUCAAUGGGAAACAAUUGCUGUAUAAUUUAAGUCGAUUUAGCUACUUGUCUUUA
Cornus florida is the source of this 3031-nucleotide messenger RNA. Its product is annotated as casein kinase 1-like protein HD16. Bases 451 to 2580 code for a protein of 709 amino acids. The record is from RefSeq and is a predicted model, not a curated record. Gene Ontology annotation, molecular function: ATP binding; protein serine/threonine kinase activity. Lineage: Eukaryota; Viridiplantae; Streptophyta; Magnoliopsida; Cornales; Cornaceae. The transcript is spliced from 17 exons. Gene Ontology annotation, cellular component: nucleus; cytoplasm. Gene Ontology annotation, biological process: signal transduction; endocytosis; peptidyl-serine phosphorylation.